Molecule: messenger RNA, 1618 nt
Organism: Arabidopsis arenosa
Lineage: Eukaryota; Viridiplantae; Streptophyta; Magnoliopsida; Brassicales; Brassicaceae
Source: the annotation of a GenBank genome assembly
AUUGUUGGCGGAUCCAAAGACCAUCGCUAUGCUCUCCUCUCGAUCUGGAUUUCUGUUCCCCCCUGAAGAAACCUCCACUUGGGCUUCGUUGAUGGCAAGAGAUCUCUCUCUUGGACCAUCAGAUGCGCCAUGCCCGAUGGAGACGUCGACGGUGCACGGCGAUUUCUUCUUCAGGGCAACGGCUCUUCCUCCUAGAAAAGCUUUGUCUUCAUGUCUCUUUGCCUCUGCUGCGGACCACGGUCAUUGCCCGGUAUCGCCGAAUAAUCAAUCGCCGGAGAUGCUUUCUUCAUCGCAGAUCUCUCUUUCAUUUCCGGUCAGCCGCCGCAUCUGCUUUCUCCCUUGCAAUGCAGUUGCAAGAUUAGGGUUUCGUCUGGUGGGCCUUGUCCCCAAUUUCGGCCCAACACCAAUUAUGAAGCCCAAGCCCACUUCUAUUAAACCCAGGUCUGCUACUUUAUUUAUUUUGUCAAUCGUUAAGCAAGGUCUGUGUCGACUUCACGUUUUCAAUGGUCAAGGACGCCAUAUGAAGCUUAAUUCACCACCUUCGUUGCUUUGGAUUAACAAUCACUCUCAGAGAAUCCUGGUUUUUGCUUCAACUAUGGCUAUGAUCUAUGAUUCCAAAAGCUUGAAGUCUUAUGGUUUUUUGUUCCCAAUCUCAAUUUGUCGGAGUUUUGAAGGCAGUCAUGGAAUAUCUGUGACUAAGUUUCACUCUAUGACAAUCCUAUCUAACAAUUUCAAGCACCAUCCAAUCACCAUCGAUAGUUUAUCUCGUUUGGUCCGUUUGCUUCAUUGUUUGAGUCUGGUCUUGAAUCGUUUGGAGUUAAUUUCUCUUUGGAAGUGUCCUAGAGUGUUGCUGCCCGUGCCAAGUAUUAUUAAUUUCCUAUCAAGUUCCCUCCCUUUAGCACCCUCUAACUCUGUCUUGGCUGGUAAUGGACGCCACGCUAACAGAGUAAUGGUUUGUUUAGGCUGGAUUGAUAGUUACCUUUGUCGAGAUCAGAUGCUAAGUUUACUUUGGACUCUAUCCGAGACUCUCUUACCCAACCAUAGGCAAUUGGCCUUUAGAGUUAAGAAGACCGGUAUUAUGACCCUGUCUCUACGGAGUAGGUGUUACCGAAGCUUUUUCAACUCUCUACCUACCCAUUCACCAAUUAUCGAGUUCAGUCAUGUGUUAAUCUAUUGCUUGGAUAAUUUGCAAUCUUCUGGUAGGUUGGAAAAGUACGGCAUUAUGACCAUGUCUUCAAGAGGUGGUUACCGUCUCUUUUUCAACCUCGUUAACCCGUCAGCCUCCUCCGCGGAGCACCUUUCCAAAAGCUCGGAUGCAUUGUUUGCAAGAGCCACUUAUGACCACAAGGUGGUCGAGGAUUUCGCGAAGCCCGCCUUCAUGGUCGAAUCCGCUAAGGCCUCAACAGAUUUUUCAAUCAUUGGAAAACUCAUGAAGCUUCUAUCUUUAUUUCCCUGUAUUAUCCUAGUUUCAUUGUGUAUGAACUUCCCUCUUUUGAGGUUUUAUUGAAUGAAGAUCUUUGUUUGACAAAAAAAAAAAAAAAAAAAAACAUGAAAACCAUAAUGGUCAGUGAUAUAUUUUUGUAUGUAUAAUAUAGGUCAAUAUAGAUGCACACUCAUU